Ricinus communis (castor bean) is the source of this 1991-nucleotide messenger RNA. RefSeq lists its product as uncharacterized. The transcript is spliced from 5 exons. The record is from RefSeq and is a predicted model, not a curated record. Bases 421 to 1524 code for a protein of 367 amino acids. Gene Ontology annotation, cellular component: chloroplast. NCBI's taxonomy places the organism in Eukaryota, Viridiplantae, Streptophyta, Magnoliopsida, Malpighiales, Euphorbiaceae.
CGAAAGAGCUAGUGAACAGAAGAAAGGAAUUUGCAGUUUUAGAAAGAAAGUAAAAAUCACAUCUGCAAGCCAUUGGUUAAGAGUGAAAGGCCCAUAUUAAUGGGUAUUCACCUGGUUUAAGCCCAAAUAAUACAAACAAAUGAAAGCCGCUCUCUCUCUGAUUCUCCUUGCAUAGUACUCCUUCAGCAACUCCAAAAGCAAAACCCGACACCUCAAAAUCUCCGAACUCCUCAAAUUUCCCACCUUUUCAUCUGUUCUUCUGCGAAAUUCUCAUUUGGGUAUUUAUAAAUUCUUUUCAAUUCAAAUGGGUUUGCUUUAAAAUCAGUCAAUAUGCACUGGCUAAGUCUGAAGUAGACUCUGCUGUUAAAGUUAAUACCUUUGGUUAGAAAUAUAGAGAACCAGCUAGACAGGUGAAUUUAUAUGGCUACUAAACUCAGUCUCUCUUCAGUUUCGUGUGUGGCCACAUCACUUUCUUCACCUCGUAAGCCAAAAAGAAGCUCCCAGCUGAGCUUGUCCGAAAGACCGUAUGUCGAACUGCAUUAUGAUGCUCAGAAGCUUAGAAAUGCUAAAGUCAACUCGUGCUACUUCAUAGGCGGCCUGCUAAAACUGAACAGAAACCCCACAAGACAAUAUGUUUCCCAUGCGGCAUCUCAAGAUCAGGCACAGGAUAGUGAGCUUCAAUCAGAUGAAUUGGAACCAGAAGAUCAUAAUUCUACUGCUGAAAAUCUGGCUCCUACAAGCAGUUUCUUUAAUCAUUUACAGGGAACUGAUGGAAAACCAGGUUUAGUUUCAUUUUAUAAUCGCCCUUAUAAAAUGGAGGAUGAUGUCAGCAAAACUAAUGUGCAAAAGAACCAGAGCAGCCUAUUAUGGUUUGCAGGUCCUUCUGUCCUUGUAGCCUCAUUCAUUUUCCCCUCACUUUAUCUUCGGAGAAUACUCUCCACAGUUUUUGAGGACUCUUUGCUGACAGAUUUCCUCAUUUUGUUCUUUACGGAAGCUCUUUUCUACAGCGGUGUUGCGGUGUUUCUGUUGCUAAUAGACCAAUUAAGGAGGCCCAUGGAAGCAGAGUCUGCUGCAAAUGGUGGCACAAACCUGGCUCCCCAGUUGGGACAGCGAAUUUCUUCUGUUGCUGCCCUUGUACUAAGUCUUAUAAUUCCAUUGGUGACAAUGGGCUUCGUAUGGCCUUGGACUGGCCCUGCAGCUUCUGCUACCCUUGCUCCAUACCUUGUGGGUAUUGUUGUACAAUUUGCAUUUGAGCAGUAUGCAAAAUAUCGAAAAUCACCUGCAUGGCCUAUCAUUCCAAUAAUCUUCCAAGUAUAUAGAUUGCACCAACUGAAUAGAGCAGCGCAACUGGUCACAGCCCUGUCAUUCACAGUGAAAGGAGCUGAAAUGACCUCUCACAACUUAGAGAUAAGCAGUUCCCUGGGUACACUUCUGAAUGUCCUCCAAUUCCUUGGUGUAAUCUGCAUUUGGUCACUGUCCAGCUUCCUCAUGAAGUUUUUCCCAUCUGCUGCCAGCACUGCAUAGUAAUGCAUUAUAUUAGUUUAAGUUCGAUAAAGUUCACAUCAAUCGUUGUAGAGUUCGCUCUUGAUUCUGGUAAUAUAAAUGUUAAAGGUCUGAAUCCUAAAAGAUAUGCUUCUGCUUAGUGGGGAAUAUGAAACCAAGCGACAUCAAGAACUUGUACGAGGCAUGUCAAAAGGUUCUGGCUGGAUUAAUGAAGAUGCUAAAUGUAGGAUAACAUUAUUCAGCUAUGCAAUUUAAGCUAUUCUACAUUCAGAAUGCUAGACAGCUUUUAGUUUCUGUCAUCAGCCAUAGUUUACCUGUAUAUUGAUACUUUUUCUUUCAAAGAUAGUUUAUAUUUCUGAAACUUAUUUCAGAAUUCAUCUAGGCUGGUUAAGAUGUAGGUGGAUUACUAAGAUUAAGGAUCUGUGCUCCUCAUAUGUUAACUGAACAAAAUUACUGAAAUUUCUUAACAUAGAAGAUAUUUUUUACCA